Meloidogyne enterolobii is the source of this 179-nucleotide messenger RNA. The record is from the annotation of a GenBank genome assembly. NCBI's taxonomy places the organism in Eukaryota, Metazoa, Nematoda, Chromadorea, Rhabditida, Meloidogynidae.
GAUGGGGUUUGAUGUUUAUAAUGCUCUUGAUUUGAUGGAGAAUCAAAGUUUUCUUGAAGAAUUGAAAUUUGGAAUUGGUGAUGGUAAUUUGCAAUACUACUUAUACAAUUGGAAAUGCCCAGAUAUUGCACCUGCGCGAAUAGGUCUAGUCUUACAAUGACACUAAAGAAAAUGGGCGA